This is a messenger RNA of Oryzias melastigma (Indian medaka), 843 nucleotides long. RefSeq names its product N-acetyllactosaminide beta-1,3-N-acetylglucosaminyltransferase 3-like. The record is from RefSeq and is a predicted model, not a curated record. Gene Ontology annotation, molecular function: hexosyltransferase activity. The annotation marks the transcript as partial. The transcript has a single exon. Lineage: Eukaryota; Metazoa; Chordata; Actinopteri; Beloniformes; Adrianichthyidae. Gene Ontology annotation, cellular component: membrane.
GUCUUCCUCUGUCACUCCAGACUUCUCAACGACAACAUCAUGAAGAAUAAAGCCUCCAUGGCAUCGGCCUCUGCAGUGAUGAUUGCCCUUGUCCUGGUUGUUUAUCUGGGGUUCUUUCAGACUGUCUCUGAAUCUCAUUUAAAUUUGCAUGAUGCUGAUGAGUGGGAGGAUAGCAUUCAUGCAACACCAAACAGCAAAUAUAAGUACACCUGGCCUGAAUGUGAACGGGACAGUUCUGUUGAAAGCAUCUCAGGUUUCGACACCCUACCUGAUCAUAUUAAAGACUUCCUUUACUAUCAGCACUGUCGGCAUUUCUCCAUGCUGCUGGAUGCCCCGCACAAAUGUGGAGGACCCAAAGGUUCUGCUCACGUCUUCCUUCUUCUGGUUAUUAAAAGUUCACCGGUGAACUACGACCGCAGAGAGGUGCUGCGCAACACCUGGGCCAGGGAGAGAAUUCAGAACGGAGUGUGGAUCCGGAGACUCUUCAUCUCUGGAACACAGGAAACUGGUUACAACCAGAAAAGGCUGAACAGACUUCUUGCGUUGGAGCAACGCAAGUACCACGACAUCCUCCAGUGGGACUUCCACGACUCCUUCUUCAACCUCACCUUGAAGCAGGUACUCUUCCUGGAAUGGAUGGAGAGAAACUGCCCUCAUGUUCGCUUCCUCCUAAACGGAGACGAUGAUGUCUUUGCCAACACGGACAACAUGAUUCUGUACCUCCAAAACCUGCCAGACAAUAAUGGAAGCAAGCAUCUCUUUGCUGGUGAUGUGAUAAAAGGGGCGAGGCCGAUUCGAAGCGAAAACAGCAAAUACUACAUUCCACCUCAAGUGUACGAUGCU